Centrocercus urophasianus (Greater sage-grouse) is the source of this 8491-nucleotide messenger RNA. It is a transcript of the gene CIITA, whose product is annotated as class II major histocompatibility complex transactivator. The coding region runs from base 2971 to 6294 and encodes 1107 amino acids. Gene Ontology annotation, biological process: positive regulation of MHC class I biosynthetic process; positive regulation of MHC class II biosynthetic process; positive regulation of transcription by RNA polymerase II. The record is from RefSeq and is a predicted model, not a curated record. Gene Ontology annotation, molecular function: protein binding; ATP binding. The transcript has 20 exons. Lineage: Eukaryota; Metazoa; Chordata; Aves; Galliformes; Phasianidae.
UUUUUUCCAGCAUCAUCUCAGUUCUUUCAUUUUAGACUAAUGCAUAGGUAAGAUGCCUUCCGUAGGCAAAAGUAUCAUCUUUUGGUAAAUCACAUAAUACAGCAGGAAAAGCUAAACAGGCUUUUGGACAUAAGUUUCUCAUAGAGUUGAAAUAGGACCCCAAACUUCCAAUGCUAAAUAUAAGCUGCACACUAUUAUUUUUGGCUUCCUAAACUGAUAUGAAAAUUAAGUUGUAGGGCAGGGUUCUUCCGUUCCUGAGAUGACUUUCUUUUUCUUUUAAAAUUUUCUUAUCCUCUGUACUUGUGGGAAAUUGCUUUAUUCCCUGUCAGUCAAAAGAGUUUGGGAAAGAAAACCCCCUGACAGAAUCUCCUCAGAAGCAUCUUUCUCACAUUGGAAGAAAACUUCACAUUAUUGCCUUUCUGUAAAUCUUCUCCUUCCUCUUAACUACCACUUGGUUUUAAAUGGUAGCAGAAUUCAUUGCCUGGUGUCAAAUGAUAAGUCACAACUUACUCCCUUUAUCUAUAGGAAACUAAAAUGUGCCAUCCAGCUCUUAAGACUUGUAUGUGAUUUAAGGGAACACCUACUGCUUCAUGAGCUGUAUUCUUUGUCCUGGUAUAGUGAUGCUCACUAUUUCUUUUACUACUUUACCAGCAUUUGUAAUUCUUAUUGUUUUGAUAGCACUGUAAAAGAGUGCUGAACAAAACCCACCCAAAGUCUUGCAAGUGAAUCAAAUUGCUGUGCUGUAUAUGUAGAAAACAGCACUAACAUGGAUGUAUCCUGAGUAGAAACCUUACUGCAGCAGAGGUAUGCACUGAGUCAUCACAGAGUUAAUGCAAAGGGAGCACGGGGAAUAUAGGGAUGGAGCUGGAGUUAACAGGCUGCUUGGGAAAGGAGGUGUUAGUUCAUUAUUUAAAGAAAAAAUAUUAGUCUUAACAAGCACCCAAAUAGCAAAAGACAGCACCCUCUGAAAGGCCUGGGAAUACAUUGGGAAGCACAACCUGUCUUUCUCACCUAGAACUUUUGCUUGUGCAGAGGCCAAAAGCAAAUGUCAGUGCUGAUGUCCCAUGGGACUUUGGUCCACUGUUACCAUCCCCAGAGAGCUGGUAACAGCAUUCAGUGCCCUAACACACAGGUUUGGAUGAAAUUUUAAUCCUGUGAUAUGAAAAUAUGCAAAAUGCCCAUUUUGGCAACACUGCAGGAUGCCAGGGGACUGUAUUAUCAGUAAACUAAGGUAAAGUCAUGUGUGAAACAACCAAGAAAGUGACUGAGCAGUAUAGAACACAUCAACUAUAGCCUCAGACAGAGGGUGCUGGAUUCAGUGGGAUGCUGUGUGGGAAAAAAAAAAAAAAAGGAAAGUCCUGGGAAAGCAAUUGCUGUUGUAAAUACACUUAGUAAUGCUGGGUUUCAUUUUCUGUGCUUCAGUUGAAACACACAGCCAAGCAUUCACUAUCCAGAGGUAUAAUCCUGCUUCCCUCUGGCACACCCUUCAUGUAGCAACCUUCCUCUUUCCAAAACUCACUUCUUUUUCCCUGAAACUUUGGACAGAGCACUUUCCACAAAUCCCACCAUCACUUUAAUGCCACAGCACAGCUGUUAUUAAGAUUUUUUUUGGUUCAGCAAAAGAAACUGCACCACCUGAAAUCCAGUGUAGAUAAUAGAAAGGCAGAUUUGUGUAGAUGUAUGUCAGCCCAAUGCAGUGAAGAAGAAAAGAGGGUAAACAGAGCAAGUUCUUCAUUUUUGAAAGUUCAAUCUUCCCAAGGUAGAAGGCUACAUUUCUCUUACUCCUGUACUCCUGAGCUGUAGCUCUUCUUAAUUCUUAAUUUUCAGCUCUCUAGUGGGACUUGGCACUGGCAAGGCUCCUUUCUCAGCUCCUUCCUGACACCUUGACUUUGUAAUGCGAAACAUUUUGCAUUAUGUCUGUAUUUAACCACAGGGAAAUGCAAUUGGAAGAGAUCUUUAGAAUAACAAAAGCUCUUAGGAUUAUAUUUCCACAAACACUAAGAAGGCCUACUUACUCCCUUUCCAUAGGAUUUGCCCUUUUCUUCAUCUGCUGUAAUCAAGCAGUUUAAUAAUUGCUGAACUUGGAAGGAGUGAUUCACCUGUCUGUUUUGCAUUCCCUUUAGAACUGCACAGGACCAUGGGAUGGCUGAGACUGGAAAGAUUUCUGGAGCUCAGCUGCUCCAGUGCUGCUGCUCAGGCAGGGCUACCCAAAGCACAUUGCUCAGGGCUAUGGGACAGCAGAACUUCUGCUCAUCACUUCUCUGUCUCUACUUCUGAUCCAAUAUUAUUUUGGGGUUAAUGUUUCAACAGCAUUGUUCACAGUGUGGAAAACCAAUAUUCUGCAAGGCCCAACUGUGUUUAGAUUUUACAGUAAUACAACAAAGAGCAUGCAGCAACAAUUUGAGAAAUUAAUGUGAUAUGUUUAUAACCUCCUUCUUGGUUCUCAUGAAGGUUUGUCAACUUCUGCUUUCCAUUUAUAGUAGGGCAGGCAAUAACCACAACUUUUUGUAAUGUUGGUAAUGUAAUGAGGCCACACAGUAUGAAAAAGGAGAAGUACCUGAGUGUAGGUCACCCCUACACAUAGGGUGUUGCUAUGUCCACCUGCUCUCCUAAGAUUUGGCUCUAGAUUCAGGUGUCUUCUGCAGAAGAACACAGAGAGGUCCAUUUCCAAGCUGCACAAAGGGACAACUCCACCCAGGGCUGGGAGGGAAAUGAGGAUUAGUUCACAAGAAAGUAGCUUGUGGUAGUGUGACUGGUUCUGCUUACUGCCUUCACCUCAAAAUAUGAUUCUCAGUGCCUGUCUGAAACUUUCCAUAGUUGCAGUGUGUGACCAGCUAUUUUGACAGGAUGCAGACUGGAAAAUUUGCUGGUUGUCCAUUUCAUGUUGGUAUCUGAGAAUUACGGUGGAUUGAAUGACUUGGAUCAUCAACACGGAUAACAUUCAUAUCAGAGAUCUACAAGAGAUAAAUCAUGGAUUCAGCAUCUGUGUCUGAAAAUGGCUACCUUGAUUUGCUGCUUUGUGAUAUUGAUCCAGUGCAUCUAUUUACAUUCUCAGACCCUAAGUCAUCUGGAAAUGAAGGUGAAUUCUUUGCAGAUCCUGAAAUUGAUACCUGCAACUAUGAACAAUUCAAUAAUAUGGAUUUCCUGUGUACAGUGGAAAAUGAUGAAAGUGAGGAUGAAUUGUAUCUCUCUUCCAGUGCCAGAGAUGCUUAUGCUAGAAUAGCUGAAUUAGCAGAAUAUGUGCUCAAGGAUCAGCAUGAGAAACAGGUGGAAGAUGCUUUUGCAGGGAACCUUAUUUUGGAUGAAAUGGCUCUUGAAAACACUGAGAAAUUCACUGAUGUAAAGAAGCAGAAAUGUCACAAAAGGACCUUUUUAGGCUCUGCAGAGACUUGUUCUGAUACUUCAGAACCUAAAUACAAGAAAAUUGUGGAUGCCUCUGCAGUAUCAACAGGGAAUGGAUGUUUCCUUACGUCUCUCAACAGCCAUUCAUCUGACUGCACCCCACUAACUCACCAGCACAUGUCCUUUUCUGUUCCCACUAUCAAUGCACUGGGAAAUUUUGUAAUUCCCGGGUCUUCAGUACCUUUGAUUCCAGAGAGUCUGCCACUUGGCAUGAAAGACAACAGAGAGAACAUAGACUCUGUGGAUCCUGCUCAGCAGAAAAUUAAUUAUUUUCUUGGAAAUGGUCAAUCUAAUGCUAUAAAAUAUCCAGCACUGACUUCCUCCACUGAAUUAAUGGUAUCCCCAGGUUUUCAAGUUAAUUUAAAUGGCUUAGAAAUGUACAAAGAAGUCCAAGUUCCAGUAAUUCUUUCUGAAGAAACUUCAAGAAGACCAAGGUCAGUGGAAGCUUUCUGUACAUCGCUUAUGGAUUACUUCCGAGACGUGUGCAAAUCUGUGUCUGUGGAGCGUGAAAUGUCUCUUGAUCACAUGUAUAUUGAUGGUACACUUAGGCAAAGCCAAAUUGAAACCAAGCCUGGGAAGAACAGUGUAAAAUCAGUGGAAAAGGAUUCGGUAACUAACAGUCAGCAAGGAAAGGAAAAGGCAGUCCUUGAAAGAAACCAAAUAUUUCAAAUCCCAGGAGGUAAAGAGUUAGAGACUAAAGUGAUUGUGGUGCUGGGAAAAGCAGGAAUGGGCAAAAGCAUUCUUGUUCAGAAGAUCUGCCAGGACUGGUCCAAUGGAGAGUUUCCUCAGUUUGAAUUUGUCUUUUGGUUUGACUGCAAACAAAUAAGCUUGCCUGAGAAGUGGUACAGCUUGAAGGAUCUACUUCUUGACUUUUUUGUGAAACCUCAGGAAGGAAGCACAGAGAUCUUCGAGUAUUUACUUCAGAAUUCUACUAAAGUCCUUCUGGUUUUUGAUGGUUUGGAAGGGUUGCACGGCCAUGAGAAUUUUCCUCAUUGUUCAGCCAGCCAGCCUAACAAAGACUUGUGCCGCAUGAAGGAGCUGCUUUCAGGACUCAUCCAAAAGAAGAUACUCAAUGGCUGUACUUUAUUACUUACAGCAAGAACAAAAGAAAAGGUGUGUCAGUAUGUGUCCAAAGUGGAUAAGACUAUUGAAAUAGUAGGAUUCUCCCCUCGGCAGAGAGAACUGUACAUAACCAAAUACUUUGAAGGAUUCCCCUCGUGCGACAAUGCACUGAAUUUAAUCAAAGAGUGUGAGUACCUCUUCAGUCAUUGUUACAGCCCUGUUAUGUGUAGAUUUGUUUGUUUUCUCUGUGAGGCAAUACUUGAAAUGGGAGACCAAGGCCUUCCUUCAACUCUUACUACACUCUUCCUGAAAUUUGUUCAGCAAAAAAUAAUGCCUACGCAAACAGAUGUUACAGAUGUUACACUUGCACAAAACCAAGAGAAUCUUGCUACGCUAGCCUGUAUAGCCUGGUAUCUUGGAGAAAAGCACCAAAGUGCCAUGAAAAGUGACCUUCUUCCUUCUAAGAAAGUUAAAGAGUUUGCUCUGAAAAAUGGAUUUUUCCUGCCAUUUGCAUUCCCCAAACAUUCAGGUACAGGAGAAGAGGAAUAUGGGACCAUGUUCUCCGAUUUUGUCAUUCAGAAUUUCUUGGGUGCACUUCACCUUAUAUUAGCAGAAGGCAUCAAGGACAAAAGUUUAAUAAAGUAUCUGUCUUUUCCAUCCAAAAAGAAGAAACCUUAUAACUGGUUACAUUUAGUGCCUCGAUUUUUGGCUGGAUUGUUAUUCCUCCAGGAUGACACCUACUUCUGCUCUUCAAACAACGGUGUAAAAAAAUCAACCAAGAAGCAGAAAAUGCUCCUGAAAUAUAUUAAAAGGUUGCAAAUAAACAACCUCUGUCCAGAGAGGUUACUUGAGCUUUUGCACUGUAUUUAUGAAACACAAAACAACUAUCUCUUGCAGCAUGUGGCCUUAAGGCUCAAGCCAGACCUGUCCUUUCUGGGCACUGUUCUUACACCACCAGAUGUCCAUGUACUGUCCUCUACUUUAAAAAGGUCAAGAAAAGAGUUUUCCUUGGAUUUGCAGAACAGCAGUAUUGACACGCAUGGGCUAAAAGACUUGGUUGGCCUGAAGAAUGUGACAUCAUUCAGGGCCUCCCUCAGUGAUACAAUCAAGCUAUGGAAAUAUUUAGAACAGACAAAAGACUAUGAACUGCUGAGAGUGUCAACAGAAAAAUUUGUUCUUGAUCCCUUUAAGGCAAAGACAAUGAAAGACAUCAGUGACCUUUCUGACCUCGUAGAAAUGCAGGAGAUAAUAAUCAAUUGUGUUCAAGAUGCCUCCAGUUGCAGCAGCUAUGAAAUUCCUGCCGUAAAAAACCUGAGAAAACUAGAAUUUGCUCUGGGUCCAGCGUGUGGCCUUCAGGGAUUCCUAAAACUCGUGGAAAUUCUGGCAGCAUUUCCAUCACUGCAGCAUUUAGACCUUGAUGCUCUGAGUGAAAAUGGCAUAGGAGAUGAAGGAGCAAAGAGUCUGUGUGAAGUCUUUCCAACACUGACAUCACUGGAAACAUUAAACUUGUCACAGAAUAAGAUAACAGAUGUGGGUGCAGAGAAACUAGCUACAGCUCUUCCCUUCUUGUCUUCAUUAACAACACUAAGCUUAUACAACAAUAGCAUUUGUGAUUUUGGAGCAGAAAACCUUGCAAAAGUCCUUCCUGCAAUGGCUUCUUUAAGAGUGCUAGACAUUCAGUACAACAAAAUAACUGGUGUAGGAGCCCAACAGCUGACUGACAGCCUAAGAAAAUGUCCCCAUAUUAAAAAUUUGGUGAUGUGGAAUCCUACGAUUCCAUAUGGAGUUCUUGAACACCUUCAGCAGCUGGACUCUAGGAUCAGUGUGUAGCUUCAGAUGAUCCUAUGAAGGUAACAUAAAGAAGAGGGGAAGGUCUCUUCUGUGUUUUCCUAUCUUACCACUUCGAACUAUCUUACCAUUACGAAGCAGGAAUUAAAUGCCAACUUUUGUGAUAGUGGCAACAUGGAAAAAGUCACAUUGAACCUUCUGGGUGAUGCUUGAAGUGGGUGAAUGAUGGAGUUCACAGUUUUAAGAGGUCAUUUAAAGUGCUUUUUAAAAACUCAGUUGCGUCUCCAUUGAAUUGAUGAACAGUUAAGUAACACGUUUCACAGAAGAACAACUGGAUAAUUUUCAGUAUUAAAAGUGAACAGGAGUCACCAGCUUAUUGACAGUAGAAAAUUCUAUCGAUUCAUCGAAGUGUAUACUACAAGCUGCUGCACCCUCAACGUCUGCAGUCAUGAGAGAUGAAAACUAAUUGUUUUGUGGUGCCACUGAUAAACACAAUUAAGUUUGUUUUGGUUUUGGACUACCAAAGUUGAAGUUUUCACCUGUAAGUCUGGAUUAAAUGGAAAUGUCUGGAUCAGAAGCACAAGAACGACCAGACUGGAAAACAGUCUGAAAUUGUAAUGUUGUCCUUGGGAAUCCAGAAGUGGCUCUUUUCUUCAUGCUCAUUAUCAGUGCUGCCUUAAGAAAAGUACUUUUUAUCAAAUAAUUGUCUUGUUACAGAUUCCUUCAAAAAGAUUGGAGGGAGAAGAGAGAUGAAUUAAACUGGAAAACUAUCAGGGAUUUUUCUGAUAAUGUGACAGAAAUCGAAUUAUAUACAAACAGCUCCAGCCUAGUGCACAGAAAUCUUCAGAGUGACAUUGCUUACAGGUUUUUACUCUGUCACAAAUGGAAACUUUACAAGUGUGAGGUUUUUUCUAUUUUUUAAUGAAAGAAUUUCACUAAUCUGAAAACAAAACUGGAUUUCUGAAACCAAUUUUUCUUCUCAUUUGUAUAUCUGAAUUGAGAUUUAAUUGUCACCUGCAAGUGUGAGACUAAAUGCAUAAGCAUCUGUUCUAUACUUGAAAAUGAAAUCACUACUUUGUAUUCUUGAUGCGGUCUGCUUCUGCAGAGUUAAGAAGAAUUAGGCAAUGACGGGAAAUCGCGUAUUUCAAAGAAUUAACAUGGAUCUGUGCUGCUGCCCUCAGUGCUAUUUGAGCCAAAUCCUGGUCCUGCUGAAAGCAAUAGCAAAACAGUCUCCUUUUCUUGCACUUCAGCCCUCUGAACACAGGAAAAAAUAAUAAUUGUACAGAGGCAAUUGUCUGGACUAGCUCUCUGCAUGUCUAGAUACAAGCUGGCGAUGGGAAAACAAAGUUGGAUGGUAGAAGCUAGCAUCCAGUAUGCUACAGAUUGAGAAGGGAGGGCUGUGUACCUCAUUUUGCUAACUUGAUCAGCAGCCUCCUUUAAGUCUCUUUUGCUAGGAAGCACUGACAACACUGAUCAAAGAUCUUUGCAAAUGAGCGUCUCUCAACUCACCUUCCAAAUAUUCUGUUACUUGGUUUGAAAACAUCCCCAAUUUAAACAGUUCAAAACCUCAAUCUUUGUUCUUUCCAGCAAUUUCUAUGUUUCCACUUACAUUUCUGCACCUGCAGAAUCUUGACAAUUUAAAGAAAGAAGGAAGGAAGGUCAUCUAAUUUAUUGUUUCUGUUCAAAAAAGUCAGGAACCAGACCUAGCACGUAGAGGUAGUAGUGCAGGAGGGCAAGGUAAAAAACACUAUGGAGAAUGCGAUUUUAACUAGAAAAUUAUAUUUGCCUUCAUUAUCUGCUUCAGUCUUCAAGUUCUAGCCAGAGGUGUGGAAAAACCUCAUUUAUGUUCCCCUCUUUAAGCUGCUUGAAUGGGAAGCAUUAGCUUGAGCUAAAUUCAGUGUGACACUCCCAUCAGCCUACAGCACUCCAGCCACACAGAGCUACAGUGAGCAUUCCUCUCGGCUUCCUUGGACCACACUUAGGAUGACAAAUGCCCCUGUAGGGAUAAAUUCUGCAACCAGGCUUCACUGUGACUGAAUCUAAGAAUAUGCUAACUAUAAUGGAGGCAGCUGAAUGUUACAGCACUCUGCACUGCUAAAACAGGGUUGGGUAUUCUACUGUUCUCUUAGUGGGAGAUGUAGGCUUUAAUGUAGAUUGUAAAUUGUGAUGCAGUGUUUUGGUCAUCUUUAUACAUCUUUUUUGAAAGUAUUAAUAAAAUUGAGUAUUCCUUUUUACAGUA